Messenger RNA from Acanthopagrus latus (yellowfin seabream), 1794 nucleotides. It is a transcript of the gene caln1, whose product is annotated as calneuron 1. Bases 950 to 1606 code for a protein of 218 amino acids. NCBI's taxonomy places the organism in Eukaryota, Metazoa, Chordata, Actinopteri, Spariformes, Sparidae. The record is from RefSeq and is a predicted model, not a curated record. The transcript has 9 exons. Gene Ontology annotation, molecular function: calcium ion binding.
GAACCAGAUCAGAACCGUUGAUGGAUGUAGAUGACACGGUGGGUCUGAAGACGAGGCGCACAUCCGUCGUGCAGGACAUCUGCACAUCAACACUUCACAUAGUUUCUCCGGUUGAAGAUGAAACAAUAAACGUGUUCAGGCAAACCGGAGUGAAACCAGCCAAUCACUGCUCUCCUGUUCGAUUGCGUAUUGAUCUGGGUCGGAGUCUCCUGUCGCCGCCGGGCUGCUCUCAUCCAUCAGAACCACACUCAGCAGCACCUGUGUGUGUCCGUGUGUGUGUCCGUGUGUGUGUGUGUGUGUGGAUUAAACUUUGAAUGAACGGACCUUCGCGGUGAACACUGACUGGACCUCACCGCGCGUGAUUAUCACCGGAUGCGACGCGAGCGAGAGGAGGAAUUCAAUUAAUUGAUGAGAGUUUGGCGAAAAAAGUGCAACUCGACUGAACGCGCGGCGCGUCUCUGCUGCUGCUGGACUUCACAUGAGAGGGAAAUAAAACCCAAGAACCGAAUCUGUGACAUCUUCAUCAUGUUUGAAGAUGUGAGCGCUGCAUCUCCAAAAUAAAAAAAAAAGAAAAGGAUUAACUCUGAGAGCGCGACGAUCAAUCCGGAUCGAUCGACGAGCCUGGUCCACCACAGGUGUCUAAACUGGAUCCUACCGCCAGCAUCGAUUAGCGGAUUUGACGGAUAUCAUCACGCACGCACACACACACACACACACACGCUCAAGAUCCUUUUACAGCUGUGAAGGGGCUGAGCUCUCACUGUGGACCCCCCGCCGGCCACCCACCAUCAUCAUCAUCACCACCACCACCAUCAUCAUCAUCAUCAUCAUCAUCCCGUUGCGCAGCGUCCGACGCGCGUUCUUGCUGCUCACGGUGGCGCACGCUGUUACGCACGGCGCGCCUUCACAGCAUCCCCGUGUUGACCUGCAGAGCGCACUGGAGGAGAACAUGCCGUUCCACCAUGUGACGGCAGGCCUGCUCUACAAGGGGAACUACCUGAGCCGCUCGCUGUCGGACAGCGACAGCGACGUGCUGGCCAGCAUCUCCGUGGAGGAGCUUGACGAGAUCCGGGAGGCGUUUAAGGUGCUGGAUCGUGACGGAAACGGGUUCAUUUCCAAACAGGAGCUCGGUAUGGCCAUGCGCUCGCUGGGUUACAUGCCCAGUGAGGUGGAGCUGGCCAUCAUCAUGCAGAGACUAGACAUGGAUGGUGAUGGACAGGUCGAUUUCAACGAGUUCAUGACGAUCCUCGGACCCAAACUCCUGUCGUCGGAAACGAGAGAGGGCUUCCUGGGCAGCACAAUAGAUACCAUCUUCUGGCAGUUCGACAUGCAGAGGAUCACCCUGGAGGAGCUGAAACACAUCCUGUUCUACGCCUUCCGCGAUCACCUGACCAUGAAGGACAUUGAGAACAUCAUCAUCAACGAGGAGGAGAGCCUGAAGGAAAACUCUGGGAACUGUCAGACAGAGUUUGAGGGAGUUCACCCUUCGAAGAAGAACCGCCAGACGUGCGUGAGGAAGAGCCUCAUCUGCGCCUUCGCCAUGGCAUUCAUCAUCAGCGUCAUGCUCAUCGCAGCCAAUCAGAUGUUGCGGAACGGCAUGGAGUAGCGGCGCCCACUGAGUGGUACCUCUCCACCCGACGUCCAAUGAAACCAUGAAGCCAGCAUGAGGAGUCAUGCAGGACUCCUCCCCCUUUACUCUGACAGGGACACUCAAGGGCUGACAUCACACAUAACACUCUGUCCUGUCUGUUUCCCUGAUGCAAUAAAAGAUGUAGAACAAAAAAAAAAAAAAAA